Messenger RNA from Balaenoptera musculus (blue whale), 1154 nucleotides. Its product is annotated as translation initiation factor IF-2-like. Bases 31 to 744 code for a protein of 237 amino acids. The transcript has 3 exons. Lineage: Eukaryota; Metazoa; Chordata; Mammalia; Artiodactyla; Balaenopteridae. The record is from RefSeq and is a predicted model, not a curated record.
CAUGCUUUGCCCCGGGAAGCCGGGAGAACGAUGGGAGCUAGCUUUGGGGACGCGACGGAGGGAGCGAGCCUGCCGGCUCAGUCAGUCAGUACGGCGGCACGGGGAACGCGGGGUCCGGCUCGGACCAUUUUAACUGCGGCUCCGCUGGCGGCGCGCGCCCGCGACACAGCUCGGAGCCGCAGGAGCGCGCGGCCUGCUCGGGGAGGGGGCGGAGCCGCGGCAGCGGCGCGCUCGGGGCGGGGGCGUGGGCGCCCGGCUGCUCACCCGGGACGGGCCGCUAGGCGGGGACUGCUGGGAAGCGGGCCGGCGAGGGUGCGGGGCUCACGGGGAGCGGCGCGCGCCCCUCCCUCCCGUCGCCCAAGGUUUCGCGUAGCCCACGCCCCUUUUGUGGGGCGGGAGGAGACGCUUCCGAGCCAGCUGUGUGGCAUCCGUUUGCCCUGCCGCGCUGACGUCUCUAGGUACAAGUUCAAGAACUGCCAUUGGCCGGGAGCCGCUCGGCUCUUUCUUUCACCCCCACCUCCCGACUCGGAGACCCUGGCGACGAAGAAUAGAAUGAAAGCAUAUAUCGAAUUAUUUAUACACACCAGAAAGAUAAACAGUUUUUUCAACCCAGUUAGUCAUCCAACAUCCCAGGCUGCAAGCUUAUGGAUGACUUUAUCGUCUGCACCCUCCAAGUCCCAUCUAUCCAUUCAUCAGCAGUUACCAGAGUCUCCAGCUGUGGUAUUUUAUUUUACUAUUAGUUGACUAUCACCAGAAUUAAGGCCUACUUUGUUUACCCUUGAAUCACCAGCACCUAAAGUCGCUAAUCGGUUGCACUUUAAAAGGAAAUUAUUCUGGGUGGGCCUGAUGUAGUCAUGUGAAAUCUUUAAAGACAGUCUGGAAGUCAGAAUAAGAGAGAUUCAAAGCAGCAGCGGUUGCUUUACCUUUGGCCUUAAAGAAGCAAACUCUCACGUUGCAGAGAGGGCUGCACCUGGCUGAUGGCCAGUGAGAAGGCCAGCCCUCCAUUCUACAGAAUUCUGAAUUCUGCCAACAAGUGCAUAAGCAUGGAAGAAGAGCCCGAACAACAAGGGAGCACAGCCCCACUGAUGCCUUGAUUCCAGCCCCAUGGGAACCUGACCAGAGACUCCGGCUGAGCCCACGCCAGGAUUUCUGAC